This is a messenger RNA of Nanorana parkeri, 646 nucleotides long. It is a transcript of the gene RPL11, whose product is annotated as ribosomal protein L11. Bases 71 to 604 code for a protein of 177 amino acids. NCBI's taxonomy places the organism in Eukaryota, Metazoa, Chordata, Amphibia, Anura, Dicroglossidae. Gene Ontology annotation, biological process: translation. The transcript is spliced from 6 exons. Gene Ontology annotation, cellular component: ribosome; cytosolic large ribosomal subunit. The record is from RefSeq and is a predicted model, not a curated record. Gene Ontology annotation, molecular function: RNA binding; structural constituent of ribosome.
GCGCCGUGACGUCACUGCCCGGUAUAUAAGGCAGAAUCUGAAAUCUCGCGAUCUCUUCCCAUCUCCCAACAUGGCGGAAAAAUCAGAAAAAGAAAACCCUAUGCGCGAGCUGAGAAUCCGCAAGCUCUGCCUCAAUAUCUGUGUUGGCGAGAGUGGUGACAGACUGACCCGGGCGGCCAAAGUGCUGGAGCAGCUCACCGGGCAGACACCUGUGUUCUCCAAAGCUCGUUACACCGUGAGAUCUUUUGGAAUCAGGAGAAAUGAAAAAAUUGCAGUCCACUGUACUGUCCGAGGAGCCAAAGCAGAAGAAAUUCUAGAGAAAGGACUUAAGGUCAGAGAAUAUGAGCUGAGGAAGAAUAACUUCUCUGAAACCGGAAACUUUGGGUUUGGUAUCCAGGAGCACAUUGAUCUGGGGAUUAAAUAUGACCCAAGCAUUGGAAUCUACGGGCUGGAUUUCUACGUGGUCCUUGGCCGUCCAGGCUUUAGCAUUGCUGACAAAAAGCGCAAGACUGGCGUCAUUGGUGCAAAGCAUCGGAUUGGAAAAGAGGAGGCCAUGCGUUGGUUCCAGCAGAAGUAUGAUGGAAUCAUUCUCCCUGGAAAGUGAGCUGCUUCAGUUUCUAAAAAAUCAAUAAAAUUUCUGACAAAA